Molecule: messenger RNA, 8710 nt
Organism: Callithrix jacchus (white-tufted-ear marmoset)
Lineage: Eukaryota; Metazoa; Chordata; Mammalia; Primates; Cebidae
Gene: SYT6
Product: synaptotagmin 6
Biological process (GO): calcium-ion regulated exocytosis
Cellular component (GO): exocytic vesicle; plasma membrane
Molecular function (GO): calcium-dependent phospholipid binding; phosphatidylserine binding; SNARE binding
Source: RefSeq, a predicted model, not a curated record
GCGGGGGACCCCACAGACAGCCAGGCUCCCAGGAUGGGGCACCCUCGGGGCUUCAGUUUCCCUCGCAUCUCCAGGCUCGCUCUGCAGGCGACCUGCCAGAAGAGGGGUCCGUGGAGAGAGCGGGAGACGAGGGGCGCCUAGCUGAGGAAGAAAGCUUGUCUCCUAGCGAGUGUCGAGGUCCCGGGGUUCGUGCAUCGGUCUGUCCGUCCGUUUGUGUGUUCUCGUGGUGAACACGGAGGACCCCCGGUCUCUCUGGGAGAAACUUGGGUCUGCGGCUGGCACGAGGUCUUUGUGUCCGGGUGUCUCUCCGGCUGCGAGUGGUUUUCCGCGUCUCCGCUGGGGGGCGGGGGACAGGGGGCGGGGUGGGGGAGGGUAUGAGGGUGUCGCGUCGUCCUUCCCCCACCCCCCUCGCCCCUAUAACUCGCUCCCUCGGUCCCUCUCGGACUCGGACUCGGGGCGGGUGCGCGACUGAGCCGGCGCCUCUCGCCGACUUUGCCAAGAGGGCGCCUCCUGCCCGAGCCGCGCGGACCCUGCGUCGGACGCAACCCCAGGCGGCUGCCGAGCCGAGGCGGGAGCCCGAGCCGAGUCGAGCUCGCUGGAGCGGCUGUGCUGGAUGCCCUGGAGGAACAAGGAGGCCUCCAGUCCCUCUUCUGCUAAUCCCCCCUUGGAAGCCCUCCAGAGCCCCAGCUUCAGAGGCAACAUGGCAGACAAGCUGAAGGACCCCAGCACCCUGGGCUUCCUGGAGGCGGCCGUGAAGAUCAGCCACACAUCCCCAGAUAUCCCAGCUGAGGUGCAGAUGUCGGUCAAGGAGCACAUCAUGCGUCACACGCGGCUGCAGCGACAAACUACAGAGCCAGCGUCAUCCACCAGGCACACAUCCUUCAAGCGCCACCUGCCAAGGCAGAUGCAUGUCUCCAGUGUAGACUAUGGCAAUGAGCUUCCGCCAGCCGCAGAGCAGCCCACCAGCAUCGGCCGCAUCAAGCCCGAGCUCUACAAGCAGAAGUCGGUGGAUGGGGACGAUGCUAAGUCUGAGGCCACCAAGAGCUGCGGGAAGAUCAAUUUCAGCCUUCGCUACGAUUAUGAGACCGAGACCCUGAUUGUGCGUAUCCUGAAGGCUUUCGACCUCCCUGCCAAGGACUUCUGUGGGAGCUCUGACCCUUACGUCAAGAUCUACCUCUUGCCCGACCGCAAAUGCAAGCUGCAGACCCGGGUGCACCGCAAGACCCUGAACCCCACCUUCGACGAGAACUUCCACUUCCCCGUGCCCUACGAGGAGCUGGCUGACCGCAAGCUGCAUCUCAGUGUCUUCGACUUCGACCGCUUCUCCCGCCAUGACAUGAUUGGAGAGGUCAUCCUGGACAACCUCUUUGAGGCCUCUGACCUGUCUCGGGAAACCUCCAUCUGGAAGGACAUUCAAUACGCCACGAGUGAAAGCGUGGACUUGGGAGAGAUCAUGUUCUCCCUCUGCUACCUGCCCACAGCAGGCAGGCUCACCCUCACGGUGAUUAAGUGUCGGAACCUCAAGGCGAUGGACAUCACAGGCUAUUCAGAUCCCUAUGUCAAAGUGUCCCUGCUUUGCGAUGGGCGGAGGCUGAAGAAAAAGAAAACAACCAUAAAGAAAAACACUCUCAAUCCUGUCUACAACGAGGCCAUCAUCUUUGACAUUCCCCCGGAAAACAUGGAUCAAGUCAGCCUGCUCAUCUCAGUCAUGGACUAUGACCGAGUGGGCCACAAUGAGAUCAUAGGAGUCUGUCGUGUGGGAAUCAAUGCUGAAGGGCUGGGCAGGGACCACUGGAAUGAGAUGCUGGCAUACCCCCGGAAGCCCAUCGCACACUGGCACUCCUUGGUGGAGGUAAAGAAAUCCUUCAAAGAGUGGCAGGGCCGAGCUGCCAGCUUCGACAGCGAGAGCUCGUGCCCAUCUCCGAAACCGCCUCCGACACCAUGAGCUGCGCGGCCGAGUAACCCCAGCGGGACUUAGCAGUGUUCUCUUUGCACUUGUUCAACCGUCUAAACCGUAUUGUGCAGUUGCGGCGGCGGCAGCGGCGGCCGUCGUCACCCAGAGCCUUACCUGCUCCUGUGUAGGUCAAGGCCGAGACACUUGUCAUGUGGUCAGAUCUGUCUUAGUCUUUUCUGUCUCCCAAGGUGAUGUUUUUGUGGUUUUUCACUUUUUAUGGGUCUGCCGUUAAGAAAAGAAAAAAAAAAAAAAAGAGUAGGAAAAGACAAAGGGCGGAAAGCCCAGAGAUUGGUUCUAGAAAAUACAAUGAAUAGUCUUUUGGAAAGAGGUGGAUUGAGUUUCUGAAAUGCUGUGUCUCCACAGCCCCAGAAAAGGAGGAGGCGCGGUGGGACUGCAGCCGGAUUUUCAGUGCCCUGCAGGAAUGAGAUGAAUUUAUGGAAGGGCCUUUGUGGGGUGAAUUACUAGCCUUUGAAGCUGUUUGCUGGCGGGACGUAAAUCGCGUUGGGACCCUCAGUCCCGUGUUGAAAUCACAAGACCUCUGAGGCGCCUGUGAGCCUUCAGCUGAUGUGCAGGGCUCCUCACUCGCCUUCCUGGUUGGCUCUCCUCAUGAAUCGAAAACGUCUUGAUUCCUCAUGGGACCUUAGUCAACUUUCUUUAGGAAUGAUUCCGCUGAAACUAAACAUGCCAUAUGUUUUCUGAUGCACCACAGUUAAUGAUCACAUUUGUUUGAAAACAGGGUCUUUGUUCUCAGAAUAAGCUUCAUUGUAAAGUAAGAGAGAUACGUAUGUUCUGGAAUGAUUUUAUACAUAGCUUUAUAAUUCCAGGAAGCAUCAAGCCACUGUUUAAAAUGCCUAAACAGGUUACAGAAAAAGCUAGAUUAAAUGUUCUUUUCCAAAUGGGGAGUUUUGAAAUCCAAGUAACAGUUUAAGUCCGUCUUUCUAUGAAGAGUGUCUUUUUGUUUGAAACCAAGUGAGCGUAAGCCUCUUUCAGCCCCUGUGGCUCUGGAACGAUAUUCACCUUAAACUUUAGUUCUAUAAAUUGCUAAGUACUUCCGCUUUGUUUGUUUCAGUGGUUGUGAGGGUUUCUUGUUUCCUUUAGAUCUCUACCCUAGGCCAAACUCAGUUUAGGAAAAAACAAUUAUUUGAACUAUCCUGUGUUGUAGCAGCACAUUUCUGUUCAGUUAAUAGUGGACUUGCCCCAACCCCUAAAACCAGGUUGAUGUGCUCAAUCUCAGUUUGUAUAACCCGAGUAAGCGCAUGGAGGUGAUUUUCUACCUGACUUGUGACUAAGCAGUGCUGCUUCCCAGAGCUGUGUGUAAUACUUGCAAGAGGCAAGUCUGCUGGAGAACCCCUUCUUUUCACAGUGGAAAGUCAAGAAGAGAAAAUCUGUUCCCACACCUGUGUCUUAUUCUUUAUAUGUGUUACAUGCUAAAGGGGCAGCAACCAAUGAAGUGGCCCUCGUUUUAAACCAAGGUGUCAGAUUUCUCUGCUGAUAUAACUCUGUAUAGUGUCUUCUAGCCCGAAAAAUGACCAGGUUGGGCAUGAGCUAACAGGAUAUUGUGAUAAAAAGAGUUUUCUGCUUCGAAAAGUAAAUGGAGAUAAACCUACACUCUACCCCGUACUGAGCCUUGGGCUAGGACUCAUGUGUAAAGAUGACUUUUCUCCCCAAAUAUCCUGUGAUUGGCAGGCCUUCCUAGUCCGGCAGUCCUGCAUUUGGAUGUUCUCUUGAGAGUGAGAAAAAAACCCAAGGUCAUGACAAGAUUCCUAGAAGGUGACAAACUUCAUUACGAUUCUGACUCUAGACUGACCCCAUCAAGACAGUCAUUUCCGUCAGUGAACAGAUGCCGUGGGCCUUGCAAUUACAAAGGGGACGAUUGCAUUUCCUGGGUCAUAAGGAACCCAGAAAUUAGUUUGAGAAGUCCCUUCGGGAAGUGAACUCAAAAUGCAUGUCCAGCUGUCACCGCUAAACCCUUAGGCAGGUGCAGAUAACCCAUUCUCACCUCUUGGAGAAGGGCAUGUGAUCAAUGUGAAUAGCAAUAGCAUCGCUCGUCUGAGACAUCCCUUUUAUAUCCAAGCGGCUAUCUCCCAUGAGUGAACAGCCCAGUGGUUUCAGAAAAUCAUUUCCUGAACAGAUUCUAGCCAGCCCCACACCACCCUGGCCAGCUGCAAACCGCUGCUGCUCUAGCAGCCUUGGUCUAUUCCUACAGGCUUGGGAGCCCACCCCAGGGAGGCUUUUAGCUCCUGCAGCCUCACCCCAGCACCCUCAAGAGAGACUAGUCCUCAACCUGAAUCAUGAAUGAAACCUGAACAUCCGCCAACUUCAUUAUCUAGCCCAGUAUCUCUCCCCUCACAGAGGAGAAAAACGUUGAAAUACAAAGUCGAUCCAUUUGUUGGCUUUCUCUGGCCAGAGAAACCACUCGAGUUGUUGCUGUGAGUGAGCUUUGAUAAAGUUGUGAUAACCAGGGCCAUUUGCACAUAGGUUUUUUUAAAAAACACGGAAAGUUCCCUUCUCCUUUACUUAGCAGUGUUUCUGAGCUGAAAGAUGCCCUCCUCCCACGCUGCACUUACCCAGGACGUUAAUUAAUUGCAUUGUCAUUUAAAAUAUUAUGUUGUUAAUUACUGCUUUGUGUCUUCCCACCACCUCCCCCCGGCCCCACUCCGUCACAGCCUGGAGUUUUUAUUCAAUUAAAUCUCUGUCUCUUGCCCAUUUCUCUUGUCACUAUGUUCCUGGGGUUUAGCAGCCAGCACAUGCACAGGACAUCGCAGAGCUUUUCUUUUCAAUCUUUGCUUCACAUAGAGAACCACUUCCCUUUUAUCAGUGGUAGAGCAGAAGGCCUGUCUGGUUUUUGUUCUGCUCAGGGAAUAUCUGUGUACCCCUUCAGGCUGGAAUCCACCUGUGUUUUGUCAGGCUUGUGGCUCGGAAAGCAUUCGGCGCUCAGGGCUCCACUGUUCCCUCAGCUGUUCAGCUGAACAAGCAGUCCCUCCAGAUGCUGAAGCUCCCCUCAGGGUGUGGGCCAUACACUUACUUCUGGGAAGUACAGUGCUGUCACCCACCAGCAGAGGAAUCCUGCUGGCCGUUGUAAAACACAACUUGGCAAAGCCAUGGGAAAAUACUUUUGCAGCCCCAAAAAUUAAAAAAAAGAACAUUCUAAUGUGAUAGAAUAUCUCUCUGCUCGCCUGUGGCUUUUAAUUAAUUUAGAGAACAGUCCUUAGAGAGGAGAGUGGGACGGACCAUCCAUUCCUGCACAACUGCAUCUAAAUGAGGGGCACACUCUCCUGCCUGAAGCGCACUCUCCUCCCCUUGCCAGGGCCUUUCCAUCAGGUCACCCAACAGCCAGCUGGAUGCGGCGAUGUACUGGUCACAUCUAGAGCUGAUAAACCAAAGGGGUCAGUGUGCUGGUGUGGGCUGGGCUAUGCUGCACUUACAACCUGCAGAUUGCAGUGGCUGAAAACAACAAAGGCUUAUUUCUCAUCCAAGAUAAGCACUCAUCACAGGUCAGCUAGGAGCUUUGCUCAUUGCAUUUAUUCAGGGGACUCAGGAGGACAGAGCAGCCGAGGACUUAAACACUGCUAGUUGCCACCCCUGAGGGAAAAGAGCACUUGAAAGGCUCUCCUACUGGCCUGAAUGCUUUUCUUCACAGUCCAUUGUCAGAACUACUGAUAGGGUCUCCCAAAACAUAAGAGGCUCAAGUUCCCUGGGGAAAGAAAACUGAAAAUACUGAGUUAGCAGCACCUGGGAAGACCACAGUGAACGUUAACAGGCCUGUGGAGACUGACAGCUACUGAACGAUGGAUUCAGAAACACUAACACAGGCGUCCAUGUGUUCUAUUCAUUGUCAAAUGACUUGCCCACAGAAAGCUUUUAGUCUAGUACAAUGGCAUUGAGUAACAAUAGUUCAAGGUAGAAAAUGGAAGCGCAGUUAGGGAGGUGAAGUAAAAGCCUAUAGAGGUCCAAGAAAGAACAUCAGCUGGGCGAGGUGGCUGACGCCUGUAAUCCCAGCACUUUGGGAGGCUGAGGUAGGGAGAUCAUGAGGUCAGGAGUUCAAGACCAGCCUGGCCAACAUGGUGAAACCCCAUCUCUACUAAAAAUACAAAAAUUAGCUGGAUGUGGUGGUGGGCACCUAUAAUCCAAGCAACUUGGGAGGCUGAGGCAGGAGAAUCACUUAAACUCAGGAGGUGGAGGUUGCAGUGAGCAGAGAUGCUGCCACUGUACUCCAGUUUGGGUGACAGAGCAAAACUGUGUCUCAAAAAAAAAAAAAAGAAGAGGAAAGAACAUCACAACUCAGCGGAAUAAGUAGCAACUUCAGGUGCGAAGUGGCUCUGCUCUAGGCAUUGAGGCUGAGUGGGAUUUGGAGGUGUGAAAGCUGUAAGGAGGAGGCAUAUUGCAGACUGAGGGGCCCAUACAAGUGAGGGUCCAGAGCAGGAAUUCCUAGGCUGCACUACCCCGCAUCGAGGGGAAACCGUGAACUCCCUGAGUUCAAGUGCCACCCUGCUUGCACUGGUCAGCCCAGGAAGAGUACAGGACUUCUGCCCAUGGAGCCCUGCUGUCCCCGGCUCUGAGCCCCACUCCAUCAGACUCUAGACCUGGCCCCUGCGUUGCUCUUGCCAACAGCCUCCUCUGGGAACGGGAUCUGCUGCCCCACUUUCCAUUGGUGGCUUGGCACCUGCUCCUCUGACUUUGAAACUCAGGCUAGUAGUCUCACUCUAUCCACUUAACCAGCCUCUCCUCCCUGGGCUAUUUCUCAGCCAGAAGCCACUUGGGACUUUAUGAUCCGUGCCACGUUCUGCUCUCCUUCAGUAUGAGUCUUAUCCAGGGGUCUGAUUCCUUAGUAGAGGGAACAGAACCAGCCUCUCCCCAGCUUUUCCCUGGCUGGUUCGUAGCCCGUGUGGAGAGACUGGAGGUGAAGAGAUGGCAAGGCAAUUGUGGCCAUCCACUCAAGAGGGAGUGUAGGGCUGACCCAGACACAGGCAGGGCACCUGUGCAACAUGUGGUGGUCACAGCCAGAUAUGGUGGCUCACACCUGUAAUCCCAGCACUUUGGGAGGCCAAGGUGGGAGGAUCACUUGAGCCCAGGAGGUUGAGACCAGCCUGGGCAACAAGGUGAGAUCCCAUCUCUAUUUUUUAAAAAUGUGAUGGUCACAGAGGGAAAACGCAACAUGGCUGACAGCUGAGCUCAUCUGGAAGACAAGGAGAGGAAAGGGGGUGUCCCAAGUGUAUGUUUUUAUACCUUGGAAACCAAGUGUUCUAUGCCUUCCACAGAAACCAGAAAUUCAGCAGAACAAAAAAAAAUGAUGAGCCCAGUUUGGGCCAAACUCAGUUUGAGAUGCUGGAGGGAUGUCCAGCCAAUAGCUGCAGUUCAGGACGCAGCCCGGCAGCAAGGUCAGGUGUGAGACAUUAGUUCACAGAAACCGUACACGACAAAGCGAUGUGAAGACAGGAGGCUGACCCUGCGAAGCGAGGACAACAAGGGAGCCUAAAAAGAGGUUCUUUGGGAACCAUCAACCUUUAGAGGUCAAGGGAAAAGAAAGUGAUUCGAAUCAUGAUGGAGAAGUGCUCGAGCAAAGCUGAUCGAUGCAAAUGCUGAUGGACACAAACAGACCAAUCACAGGCUUCCUAAAAUGAUUCUUCCUAACAAGUGAAUUCAAGUUGCUUCAAUAUAACUUGAUUCACAAAAGUCCAUUUUCACCUAUGUUUGCAAGCCACCAACUGUUUUUUUUUUCUCCCCUCAGCUCAACCCUUGAUGUUUUGAAAAGAGCUAUGGUAAAAUACACAUAACAUAAAAUUUACCAUUUUUAAUUGUAUAGUUCAGAGGCAUUAAGUAUAUUCACACUGUUGUGCUACCAUCCACACCUCCAUCCACAAAGGUCUUUCCAUCUUGCAAAUCUAAAACUCUCUACCCAUUAAACACUAACACCCCAUUCCUCCCGUCCCCCAGCCCCUGGCCACCACCAUCCUAUAUUCUGUCUUUAUGAAUUUGACUACUCUAAGUACUUCAUAUGAGUGGAAUACACAGGCUUGUUCUUUUGUGGCUGGCUUAUUUUACUUAGCAUGAUGUCCUCAACAGAUGUUGCAGAAUAUGUCAGAAUUUCCUUCUGUUCCAGGCCGAAUAAUAUUCCAUUGUACAGAUGUGCCACAUUUUGCUUAUCCAUUCACUCAUCAGUGGCUACUUGGGUUGCUUCCAUGUUUUAGCUAUUAUGAAUGAUGCUACUAUUGUACACUGCAGGUGUGCAAAUAUCUCUUUGAGACCCUGCUUUCAGUUCUUCUAGGUGUAUACCCAGAAAUAGAAUUGCUGGACUACACAGUAAUUCAGUUUUUAGUUUCUGAGGAAGCCCAUACUGUUUCCCAUAGCGCCUGCACUAUUUUAUUACAUUCCCAUCAGCACUGCCCAAGAAUUCCAGGUUCUCCACAUCUUCACCAACCCUCACUUUUAUGAUAGUAGCCACCCUGAUGAGUGUGAAGUAGUAUCUCAUUGUGGUUUUGAUUUGCAUUUUCCUGAUGGUUAGUGAUGUUGACCAUCUUUUCAUGUGCUUAAUGGCCAUUUGUGUAUUUUCUUUGAAAAAAUGUCUACUUAAGCCCGUUGCCCAUUUUGAAUUGGAUUGUGUUUGUUGUUAUUGUUGAGUUGUAGGAGUUCUGUAUGUAUUCUGGAGAUUAAUCUUUUACCAGAUAUGUGAUUUGGAAACAUUCCCUCCCGUUCCGUGGGUUGCAUUUUAACGCUGUUGAUCAUGUCCUUUGAUGAAAUCACAAAAGUUUUUAAUUA